CAUCAUCCUCUUUCCAGCUUAGACUAAAAAAAAAAGCAGGUAGAGAGAGAAACAGAUCAGGGGGAAGAGUGAGAAAGAGAGAGAACAGAUUUAGCAGCAGAAACCGGAGGAGACCUCUCUUCCUUAAGAAUCUCAUUCUCAUUCCAUUCUCCUUCCUCCUCCUGUCUCUCUCUCUCUCCCCCUCUUCACACCCUUACUUAAACAACCCCCUCAUUUCUUCGUCUUUCCCACAAUCACUUUUCACCAUGAUCUCCUUGAACAGAACCACUUUCCUGACCCAGAUGGGUGUUUCUGGAGCUUGCUCCACUCCCUCCGGCACCGGAAGACGGCAGCCGGUGGCUCUCAAGGUGGUGUCGAUGGAUUCCAAUGGUAGAGCCGGCGAGCGAAGCGGCAGUGUCGUUGUGGAGAACAAUACUGUGAAAGAAAUUGCCAAACCUCUGUCGCCGGUGGUUGAAGUGGAAACCAAAUCCACCACCGGUACCUGGGCUCAGGAUGUGUAUGUUGAAGAUUCCGCCGCCGCCACGGAGGAACAAAUCAUGACACCUUGGAGCGUCUCCGUUGCAAGUGGAUAUAAUUUAUUGCGAGACCCACGACACAACAAAGGGCUUGCGUUUACUGAAAAAGAAAGAGAUGCCCACUACCUGCGUGGUCUUCUACCCCCGACAGUUGUUGCUCAAAAUCUUCAGGUAAAGAAGAUGUUGCACAAUAUUCGUCAAUAUCAAGUACCAUUGCAGAAGUACAUGGCAAUGAUGGAUCUUCAGGAGAGGAAUGAGAAGUUGUUUUACAAGCUCCUUAUAGAUCAUGUAGAAGAAUUGCUCCCAGUUGUCUAUACACCAACCGUGGGUGAAGCUUGCCAGAAAUAUGGAAGCAUCUUCAGGCAACCACAGGGUCUAUACAUCAGUUUGAGAGAAAAGGGGAAGAUCCUUGAAGUCUUGCGGAAUUGGCCUGAGAAGAACAUUCAAGUCAUUGUAGUUACUGAUGGGGAGAGAAUUUUGGGGCUAGGGGAUCUUGGAUGCCAGGGGAUGGGCAUACCCGUUGGAAAACUCUCUUUAUAUACUGCACUUGGGGGUGUUCGUCCUUCUGCAUGCUUGCCCGUGACCAUUGAUGUCGGUACAAACAAUGAGGAGUUGUUGAAUGAUGAGUUUUACAUUGGGCUCAGGCAAAAGAGAGCUACUGGGCAGGAAUACGCUGAACUUAUAGAUGAAUUCAUGACUGCGGUCAAACAGUGUUAUGGGGAGAAGCUCCUCAUUCAGUUUGAAGACUUUGCAAACCAUAACGCAUUCGACUUGCUAGCAAAAUAUGGCGCAACUCAUCUGGUCUUUAAUGAUGACAUUCAGGGGACAGCAUCAGUGGUACUUGCUGGGCUCAUUUCAGCUUUAAAGGUUGUUGGCGGAUCCUUAGCUGACCACAGGUUUUUAUUCCUUGGUGCUGGAGAAGCUGGUACCGGAAUUGCGGAACUCAUAGCCCUUGAGAUAUCAAAACAGACCAAUGCUCCGUUGGAAGAGAUGCGGAAAAAAGUCUGGCUCGUGGAUUCCAAGGGGCUGAUUGUAAGUUCAAGGAAGGAUACUCUCCAACAUUUCAAGAAACCUUGGGCUCAUGAAAACAAACCUAUCAAGAAACUCAUUGAUGCCGUUAAGGAAAUCAAACCAACCGUCUUGAUUGGAACAUCAGGCGUUGGAAGAACGUUCACUAAAGAAGUUGUGGAGACUAUGGCUUCAAUCAAUGAGAAACCGAUCAUUCUCUCUCUUUCGAACCCUACUUCCCAAUCUGAAUGUACUGCUGAAGAAGCUUACAAAUGGAGUCAGGGUCGUGCCAUUUUUGCAAGUGGAAGCCCAUUCGACCCAGUUAAAUACAAGGGGAAAGUGUUUGUGCCUGGCCAGGCAAACAAUGCGUACAUCUUUCCUGGAUUCGGUUUGGGGUUAAUUAUGUCAGGCACGAUCCGUGUUCACGAUGACAUGCUUCUAGCAGCCUCGGAAGCUUUGGCAUCACAAGUGUCCCAAGACGAUUUCGACAAAGGACUCAUCUAUCCUCCAUUUACCAACAUCAGAAAGAUUUCAGCACAUAUUGCUGCCAGUGUGGCUGCAAAAGCUUAUGAACUUGGUUUGGCCACUCGCCUCCCUCAACCUAAAGAUCUGGUGAAAUACGCUGAGAGCUGUAUGUACAGUCCUAGCUAUCAAAAUUAUCGGUAGAUUAGUGUCGUUACUUUGCUGUAGCUAUGUCGUAUCGUUCGUUUAUUUUCCGAUAAUGUUUCUUCCAUUGUAUUGUUUUCUUUUGUAAUGUAAGUUAUUUGGUGGCUUAGAAAUCAUCGAUAGCUUGUAUUAGUUGUGAAAAAAGGAUAAAAGGGAAAAAAAAAAAAGGUGGAAAAAGAACUCUUACAGGUUUUUCAUGAAAUUGAAUGGAAACUUGAGCUCAAAAUCAGAAGUUAUGAUCCA
Messenger RNA from Benincasa hispida (wax gourd), 2432 nucleotides. RefSeq names its product NADP-dependent malic enzyme-like. The record is from RefSeq and is a predicted model, not a curated record. Gene Ontology annotation, molecular function: malate dehydrogenase (decarboxylating) (NADP+) activity; NAD binding. Gene Ontology annotation, cellular component: chloroplast. NCBI's taxonomy places the organism in Eukaryota, Viridiplantae, Streptophyta, Magnoliopsida, Cucurbitales, Cucurbitaceae. Gene Ontology annotation, biological process: pyruvate metabolic process; malate metabolic process.